AGAGAGAAACUACAUUUUUGUAAAAAAAAGAGCUUACUUGAACAAGAACAAUGAAACUCUUCUAUGGCUUGAUUUGGACUUUAUUCCAUGUUUGCUGGAUGCUGGAGCAGCCUAAAUUAGUGAUUUCACCUCCUGGUGGCUCAGUGACUGUCCACUGCAAAUAUAGAAGAGGUGAUGAAGAAGCUGUGAAAUACUGGUGCAAAGAAGAAGGGUUUAGAUUCUGUUCUAGUAACCGCACCAUCAGAACAACUGGGUCAGAGAGAGAGGUGAAGCAGAAUGGAAUGUCCAUCAAAGACAACCAUAUACUUCAUGAGUUCAGUGUGGUCAUGGAGAACGUCACUCGCAACGAUGCCGGGACUUACCUUUGUGGGGUGGAAAGGAGAUAUGAUAUCUGGCAGCCAGUGGAAUAUUUAAAGCUUCUGGCCAGUAAGACCAUUCCGGCCAGUCUCGUAGUGCAGGAGAUCUACCAGACACACUUAAGUUAUAUGCAUUUUACUUGUCAUAAUGGAGAUCAAUUUAAAACAGCAUGGUGGAACAUUUCUCUGUUUAGAAAUCAGCCCAGCAGCCUUGAUUCUCAAAUCCUGGUCUUCUUGAAAAUACCCAUCUUUCUAACUAUGCUAGCUGCUAUAGUUUGGGUGCAUAUAUGGUACAGGAGAGGAAAACGCUCCAGUGCCCAGAUUCCAGAGAGUGAAGGAGCAAAAGGAUAACCAAGGACUUCAUUUCCCUCAAUUGCAUCAUUAACUCCCAGAUUUCCAGGUACGUCAGGACAAAAUAAGUGCAGAUGAAGAACCUGACCUUCUGAUUUCACACCCAGGAGAUUCAUGAGUGCUCUAACUAAUGAUGGCUGUAUCCAGCCUCUUCCUGACUACCUUAAGAAAGAGCAGGAGAGAAGAGGAAAAGCUUUUGGUUCAUUUACAUCAUUCAAAUGGUAAAUCAGCACUGAAAGUCAGAUCAGUUAAACAGGAAUCAGAGAAAAUGCAUAGCAGAGGUUGAAACAUUCAUCCUUCCUUGCCAAAGGACUCCUUUACCCUUGCUUGUUUCCCUCUUUCAUCUGCUGAGCUCAUCUUCCAUGGUCUGCAGCUGCAGUGCCCUUCAUCUAUUGAUUGCUGGUGUCACAAGCUAUGAUGUACUUUACUGGGGCAGUAAGAAUAUCCACACACAAAUGCAUACUUCUUUCUUUUCCACAAAAGUGCCAGUAGGUUUGAAAUCAUAUACUACUAUUUGUAUUUUACCACAUCAACGCUAUCCUAGAAUGGUUGAGGGCUUCUGGUGGUCCUUCCUAAAUGUGUCGUGGUGUUCUUCUGUAAGUUGUAGGCACUGGGGAAAAACAGCCCUCCCCCCACGCCCAUAUGUCAUUUUUGGAUUAA
Messenger RNA from Candoia aspera, 1367 nucleotides. RefSeq names its product CMRF35-like molecule 2. The coding region runs from base 51 to 707 and encodes 218 amino acids. The transcript has 5 exons. Gene Ontology annotation, molecular function: transmembrane signaling receptor activity. The record is from RefSeq and is a predicted model, not a curated record. Gene Ontology annotation, cellular component: plasma membrane. NCBI's taxonomy places the organism in Eukaryota, Metazoa, Chordata, Lepidosauria, Squamata, Candoiidae.